UGCCCGACAACACAAGCAGCGACAACAACGAAAAUCCGCAACCCUAUGAGCCAAUUCUUUAUUCAAUUUACGCCUCAAUUUUCACAAUGACGUCUCCUUUUCAAACGCUUUUUUCGCGUGGUCUUGUCCGCUUGAGGCCACCGUAAUUAUUACCCGGAAGUGAUCGUCAGCGCGGAGUCUGAGGACCUUGCAGCGAUUGUAAGACGGAUGAUGAACGUGAACAAAGAGCAACCAAGUGGAGGGAAAUGUGACGCUCAGUUUGAGUGCACGGUCUGCAAGCUGCACGCUCCAUACAAUUACUAUGGCAGGAAACCCUUCUACGCAAAGGCUCUAGAGCUAAAAGAAGACAGCUACACAUGUCAAGACCCGUUCGAGACUGAGCGUGGACAGCUGCUGGUGCUGGGCUCUAACUGCUCGCUGUGUCAACGUGUUGUAUGCACGAGCCAGGGCUGCAGUCUUUUCUACACGAGGCGGUUUUGCUUGGAGUGCAUUAAACAACACAUCUCUGAAUUUCCGGCUGAGAUCCAGUUAGAACUGAAAAAGCGAGGAGUUUUAUCUUGAUUCUGGCACAUAAUAUAAAAAUGGGUGCAUUAUCGAGUUGUCUUUAUUUGAAGCAACAUGUGACCAAAUGCACAACUGAUUACCGCUUAAUUGACCCAGCAAAACAAAAAUACAAUAUAUGAACAGUUGCUGAGCACAGGCAAAAGGGCCAAAACAUCAAGUGCCCAGCAACAAACAGCACCAUCAAAGUUAUAAUCAGUAAGAGUUAGUAUGCCUCUGAAAUUGAGCUAAAUUAUUAUACGAGCUUGGGAAAGGAGGCAAUUCCAGAUGAGUGUUAUGGAAGAAGCUAAAUAAGUUAAUGUGACGAGUACGGUUUCACAGUCAAUGAUUCCGCAAUGGUUUUUUGGGUUUGGUCACAAUUAUCUGGCCCAAUAUAUUUUGGUAACACCCUUCACCACACAACACAUGCUUGUAAAUGUGCAUAUUUUAUUUAUUUGGCUGUUGGGCAGUAAUAGGGUCUUAAACACAUACAUUUCAGCAGAUUGUUCCACAGCCUAACCCAAAAAUCUUAAGAAUCCUAACAAGUGAUUGUGACCUGCAAGUGUUGUGGUUCAAUAACAUAUGGAUAAGAUAAAGCAAUCGUCGUGGCAUAUACGGCAGCAAUGUCCCGGUUUUGCGUUGGGGAUGCGUUCCUGAGAGGAACAAUGACGUACAUCAGUUAUUGUUCUUGUAAGAAUUCACGGGGAUGUGUUCCUAAUAUUGCCACUUCACCUAUUGUUUAACUUUUUACCUGUGAUAUCUUUUUGUUUUUGGUUAAUGACAGUUAUAUUCAAAUACACUUGUGAAUAACAUUCUAAUUCCCAAGACAUUUAAAUAAAAAAUUCACAACAUA
Petromyzon marinus (sea lamprey) is the source of this 1393-nucleotide messenger RNA. It is a transcript of the gene CDPF1, whose product is annotated as cysteine rich DPF motif domain containing 1. NCBI's taxonomy places the organism in Eukaryota, Metazoa, Chordata, Hyperoartia, Petromyzontiformes, Petromyzontidae. The record is from RefSeq and is a predicted model, not a curated record.